Onthophagus taurus is the source of this 652-nucleotide messenger RNA. Lineage: Eukaryota; Metazoa; Arthropoda; Insecta; Coleoptera; Scarabaeidae. The record is from RefSeq and is a predicted model, not a curated record.
AUUUCGUAUUAAUUAUUCUUUAAAAUUAGAGAAGCCUUGGCUCUAAACUUGAAAUAUAAAAGGAAAUUUGGGUUUCAAUCAUCAGUCUGAUAAAAUGAUUCGAUACAGUUUCUUCUUACUUGUUUUUGUUAUUUUAUCAUACGCUGAAUUUGAGAAUGAUUCAGUAUUCAUAAAUAUUAGGAAUAAUUAUUUCUGUGUUGUCGAAACUGAACUUAUUCAACCACCAUUUUUUGAUUGCCAACAAAAUGAUUAUUCUGGUAUCCAAUAUAAUUCAACCCAUUCUUCUUAUACAUGGGAGGAUGUUAAGUGUUACGCUACAAUUGACAAUAUAAAAGUUUUGGCUCGAUAUUGUGACAAAAUAGGUAGUGUUACUUACAAUAAUAUGGAUGUACCUGCUAUGUUAGGUAGAGAUCGAAUGACUGGAAAGCCUUUAAACGAACAACUAGUGUUUAACCGUAAAAGUUUUAAUUAAGAUUUGGUUAGAUCAUAAUGUACGAUGCAAACUACAGAUGUGAUAUCUCUAUCUGAUCUAUUAAAAUACAUGACAUAUUUUCAGGUUCACAUUGACAUAAAAUAUUAUACUGGUCCAUUAAAAUGUUAUUAUUCCACACUGCAGCACUUUGCGUAAAUAUUUUAUUGGUAAAAUUAUUGC